AGCCUCACUUAUGAACCGGAGUGGCCUGGAGGAGAGGAGUCUGACUGCCUGGUGUCCGGGGCCCCGGGCGGGCUGUGCGCUACGCCGCGCACAUGGAGCUAGCGAGGUGCUGUUUCAGGUGGUUCCCACCCUUGGCCACAAACUCCUGGUCACUUAUACUUAUUCUCUUUUCUAUACAACUUGUAUUUGGGAGUGCAAAGAAGUUCACCCCUUGUGGAGGACGAGAUUGCUCCGUCUGCCUGUGCUUUCCGGAAAAGGGGUCCCGGGGUCAUCCAGGACCACCAGGGCCACAGGGUCCUAUUGGACCACUGGGACCUCCAGGACCCAUUGGGAUUCCAGGAGAGAAGGGGAUGAGAGGGGACAGUGGCCUUCCUGGAGCAGCGGGUGAUAAAGGAGAUAAGGGUCCCACCGGUGUUCCUGGAUUUUCAGGUUUGGACGGCACACCUGGGCACCCAGGGCCUCCUGGACCCAGAGGCAAACCUGGCAUGGAUGGCCACAAUGGCUCGAGAGGUGACCCUGGGUUUCCAGGAGGAGGAGGAACUCCUGGCCCGGAAGGCCCCCCAGGCCUUCCUGGGGAAAAUGGAGAAAAAGGAAAUUCAGUGUUCAUUUUAGGUGCGAUUAAAGGUAUGCAGGGUGACAGAGGGGACCCAGGACCGCCCGGCUUACCGGGAUCAAGGGGUGCUAGAGGACCGGAAGGCCCAAUGGGAUACCCAGGAGAGUCGGGGUUACCGGGACCUCGGGGACAUCCUGGGAGUCCAGGAAUGAAGGGUAGUCCUGGCGUGGGAGUAAAGGGGCAAAUGGGAGACCCGGGUGAAGUUGGCCGGCAAGGUUUUCCUGGACCGCCCUUACUGGUACAGCCACCUGACUCCUGUCUCUACAAAGGAGAAAAGGGUGUAAAAGGCCUGCCUGGGAGGAUUGGGCCUCCGGGACCUCCAGGACCCAAGGGAGAACCUGGUUUUGGGGAGAAAGGAGAAAAGGGGAUUCCUGGCUUCCCAGGCCCUCGGGGUGUCCCUGGCUCCUAUGGAACCCCAGGUUUUCCGGGAUUAAAGGGGGAUCGAGGACUGUUUGGAACUCCGGGGCCAUUUGGAUUUCCUGGCCUAAAGGGGGACCCUGGAGACCGCGGACUCCCAGGACCGCCAGGGCUGUUGACAACGCCACCUCUUCCACUCAAAGGCCCUCCGGGGGAUCCAGGACUCCCUGGCCGCUAUGGAGAAACGGGAUCUAUUGGAUUUCCUGGUCUUCCCGGUCCCCCGGGGCCACCAGGGGAAGCCUGUCCAGGCACGAUGGGACUCCCGGGGCCGCCAGGGUUGCCUGGGCAUCCAGGUGCUCCAGGGGCAGCCGGCCCUCCUGGGAGACCAGAUUCUGCUCCGGGAAAACCAGGGAACCCGGGACCCCCUGGGCUGCCUGGAGCCCCGGGAAGGCAGGGACCUCCAGGAUCGAAUGUUAUACAUUGUAGUGCUGGACACCCUGGACCACAAGGAGUGAAAGGCAAAAUGGGUCCUCCGGGAAGAAGAGGCUCAAAAGGAGAAAAAGGAAAUGCUGGUCUCUGUGCCUGCAAGCCUGGCCCCAUGGGCUCACCAGGCCCCCCAGGACUUCCUGGGCGGCAGGGUAGCAAGGGAGACUCGGGGCUCCCUGGGUGGCCUGGAGAAAAAGGUCACCCAGGCCCUCCUGGUGCUGAAGGAUCUCCAGGGCCACCAGGAAGACCUGGUGCCCCAGGAACACCCGGCAGCAAAGGAGAAAAAGGAGACAUGGUUGUACCAAGAGUCAAAGGAUGCAAAGGACAAAGAGGUCCUCAGGGGCCCCCAGGAUUUCCAGGGCAGCAGGGACAGCAUGGUUGGGAUGGACAUGCUGGAGCUAAAGGGGACCCAGGACCCCCGGGGGAUCAUGAAGACGCAGGCCCUGGUGAUCAAGGACUCCCUGGAUUCCCGGGCUCCCCUGGCAGAGAAGGACCGAGGGGGCCUCCGGGAUUGGGAUUUCCUGGUCCCCCGGGGCAAAGGGGGCAACCAGGAGCCCCAGGCCACCCAGGCAAGAGGGGUCCUGAAGGCGUGAAGGGUCAGAAAGGUGAUACCAUUUCUUGUAAUGUCAGCUACCCUGGGAGGCCAGGCCCUCCAGGUGUGGACGGACCUCCAGGUCCAAAGGGAUGUCCAGGUCCUCGGGGUGCUCCCGGGCUCCCGUGUUCUGAUGGGGAAAAAGGUCGGCCUGGCAAACCAGGAAUAUCAAAAAUACCUGGUCCACCUGGUUUUCGUGGUGACAAGGGAGACCCAGGUUUUGAAGGUGAAAAGGGCUCCUCGCCUGUCGGGCCCCCAGGCCGUCCUGGUCCACCUGGAGCAAGGGGUCAGAAAGGAAUCCCUGGAGACCCUGCUUAUGGUCACCCCGGACCCCCGGGAAAGAGGGGGCUUUCAGGAAUGCCAGGGCCGAAAGGACUCAGAGGCGACCCAGGACACCCCGGGCCUGCAGGGCCAGAUGGCAUGCCCGGAUUCCCAGGUCUCAAAGGUCCGAAGGGCAGAGAGGGAAGUGCUGGGUUUCCAGGGAUCCCAGGUCCACCCGCCCACUCCUGUGAAAGAGGUGCCCCCGGAUUUCCAGGGCGACCGGGACUCCCCGGGGCUCCAGGCAGUCCAGGUGCCCCGGGUGCGAAAGGCCAGCCAGGAGAUGCGGGGCCUCCUGGACCAGCUGGAAUGAAGGGCCUCCCAGGAGCCCCAGGAAGGCCAGGGGCAGCCGGACCCCCAGGACCCCCAGGAACCCCAGGCCCUGUUGGGGAGGAUGGACGACCUGGUCUUCCAGGCCCCAAGGGACCCCCGGGCCUGCCUGGCUGGCCGGGUUUCCCAGGAGAGAGGGGAAAGCCUGGCCCCGAGGGACACCCUGGCAGAAAGGGAGGAGCCGGAGAGAAGGGGCGGCCUGGCUUCCCGGGGGACCGGGGACUGAGAGGCGCCACAGGUGAGAGAGGACCCCCAGGAGCGGAAGGAGAAAUGUCUCUCAUUUUCAAAAAGGGGAAACCCGGGGAUCCUGGACCUCCUGGAGAUGAUGGGUUCCCAGGAGAAGAAGGUGAUAAAGGCAAUCCUGGGGUGCCAGGAAGAAGAGGCCAUCCAGGCAGGCACGGACCCCCUGGAUUUCACAAAGGAGAGCCGGGUAGAAAUGGGCAGCCGGGGCUUCCUGGACUCCCAGGUCCUCCUGGCUCACCUGGGCCAAGAGGAAUCAUUGGUUUCCCAGGACUUCCAGGUGACCAGGGUGAGCUGGGUUCUCCAGGGCCGCCAGGACUUUCAGGAACUCCUGGAACAAGAGGACCUAAAGGAAACAAAGGUGACCCUGCAAGUCAGCUUGGCCCACCUGGUCGAAAGGGUGAGCCAGGUAACCCUGGAUGUCCAGGGCAUUCUGGAGCACCCGGAGAGAGGGGCUUGCCCGGUGUCCCAGGGCCCAGAGGACCACCCGGAAGGCCAGGACUGCCUGGCUCCUUCGGGCCACCAGGCUGUCCAGGUGAUCGAGGGAUGCCGGGGCCAAUGGGACAGCCAGGAGAAAUGGGGGAUCCUGGACCAAGAGGCCACAUGGGGUAUCCAGGGGCACCAGGUCUUCCAGGAAUAAAAGGUCCCUCUGGGUUACCCGGCCUGAACGGCUUGCAUGGUUUAAAGGGUCAGAAAGGAGCCAAAGGAACUUCAGGUUUGACCGAAAUGGGCCCACCCGGUCCAAUGGGGAUGCCUGGGCUGAAAGGGGAGACAGGAGACCCCGGGAGCCCAGGGAUUUCUCCUCCAGGCCUUUUUGGAGAUAAGGGCCCUCCAGGUCCUCCAGGGAGACCUGGGCCCCCUGGUCCUGCGGGCGCCACAGGAAGAACUCCGAAGGCUGACAUUCUUGUCCCGGGUCCGCCCGGAGAUCCAGGACCUCCUGGCCCCGAAGGUCCCAGAGGACCACCUGGGCCUCCAGGGCCCCCCGGGACGGUUGACCUUCUGCGAGGGGACCCAGGUGACUAUGGUCUGCCAGGGCUUCCCGGUCCCCUGGGCCCGCCAGGCCCUCCAGGACACCAGGGCUCCCCAGGAUGUAACGGAAGUGAUGGCCAGAAAGGACCAAUGGGGUUCCCGGGGCCACAGGGCCCACCUGGUCUACCUGGGUCACCUGGAGAGAAGGGUUUACCUGGCCCUCCGGGCAGGAAAGGGCCCCCCGGGCCUGCAGGUGCCAGAGGGGAGCCGGGGCCACCUGCAGAUUUGGAUGCCUGUCCCCGAAUCCCUGGGCUUCCUGGGGUACCAGGCCCAAGAGGACCAGAAGGAGCCAUGGGGCUCCCCGGAGUAAAAGGCCCUCCAGGACCAGGGUGCAAAGGAGAGCCUGGGCCGGAUGGCAGAAGGGGCGAGGAUGGCACCCCAGGGCCUCCGGGGCCUCCGGGGCACAAAGGGGACAUGGGCGAAGCCGGCUGCCGUGGAGCACCAGGCCCUCCUGGGCCCCCUGGGGAUCCUGGGCCCAAAGGGUUUGGCCCUGGAUACCUCAGCGGCUUCCUCCUGGUUCUGCACAGUCAGACGGAUGGAGAGCCCACCUGCCCCGCAGGCAUGCCCCGGCUCUGGACGGGCUACAGUCUGCUGUACGUGGAAGGACAGGAGAGAGCUCACAAUCAGGACCUGGGUCUGGCGGGGUCCUGCCUCCCGGUGUUCAGCACACUGCCCUUUGCCUACUGCAACAUCCACCAAGUGUGCCACUACGCCCGGAGAAACGACAGGUCCUACUGGCUGGCCAGCGCCGCGCCCCUGCCCGCGAUGCCGCUGUCGGAGGAGCGCGUGCGCCCCUACAUCAGCCGCUGCGCCGUGUGCGAGGCCCCGGCCCAGGCCGUGGCGCUGCACAGCCAGGACCAGUCCAUCCCUCCGUGCCCGCGGGCCUGGCGGAGCCUCUGGACCGGCUACUCCUUCCUGAUGCACACGGGAGCUGGGGACCAGGGAGGCGGGCAGGCCCUCGCGUCGCCGGGCAGCUGCCUGGAAGAUUUCAGACCAGCUCCGUUCCUUGAAUGCCAAGGCCGGCUGGGGACGUGCCACUUCUUCGCCAACCAGUACAGCUUCUGGCUGACGGCGGUCAAACCACCCUUGCAGUUUUCCGCGGGGCCAGCACCAGAGACCUUAAAAGAAAGCCAGGCCCAGCGGCAAAAAGUCAGCAGGUGCCAGGUCUGCAUGAAGGUGAGCUAGAGAACCCA
Molossus molossus (Pallas's mastiff bat) is the source of this 5158-nucleotide messenger RNA. RefSeq names its product collagen type IV alpha 4 chain (gene COL4A4). The record is from RefSeq and is a predicted model, not a curated record. The transcript is spliced from 47 exons. Gene Ontology annotation, molecular function: extracellular matrix structural constituent. Gene Ontology annotation, cellular component: collagen trimer. Lineage: Eukaryota; Metazoa; Chordata; Mammalia; Chiroptera; Molossidae. The coding region runs from base 93 to 5150 and encodes 1685 amino acids.